AUGAAUCAAGUACUUCAUGGGUUCUUAGAUGAUUUUGUCGUGGUGUACUUGGACGACAUAGUAAUCUACAACGAGACAUUGGAAGAACGUGUCCAACAUGUGAGGCAAGUUUUUAAUCGGCUACGAGAGAAUGAACUCUAUGCUAAAUCGUCUAAAUGCUCAUUUGCUCAGAGAUCUAUUAGUUUCUUGGGUCACAUCAUUGAACAAGGUAAAAUCUUCAUGGAUUUGAAGAAGGUUACAUCCAUCAAAGAUUGGCAACCACCAAAAACAGUACAUGAUGUACGUUCAUUUCUUGAGUUAUGCAAUUACUAUCGAAAAUUUGUGAAAGGCUACUCAAAAAUUGCAUUGUCAUUUACCGAAUUGAUAAAGAAGGAUAAGGAUUCGGAUUGGUCGUCCCAAUGUCAAACUACUUUUGAAAUGUUGAAGAAGUCCAUGUGGACAAACCCGAUUUUAGCCUUUUCGGAUAUGAGUAGACCAUUUGAAGUUCAUACAGAUGCUUCAGAUUUUGCACUUGAACGUCGUUACUCGGCGCAUGAAAAGGAAUUGUUGGCAGUAGUCCAAUGUCUCAGAGGAUGGCGUCACUAUUUUCUUGGGUCUCCAUUUAUUGUGAAGACAGAUGACACUGCGGUUAGUCACUUCAUGUCCCAACCAAAACUAUCGAGCAAGCAAGCUUGUUGGCAAGAAUUUCUUUCAGAGUUCAAUUUUAUACUAAAAUAUCGUCCCGGAUCUAGUAAUCAUAUUGCUAAUGCUCUUAGUCGACAGGCCGAUUUGGCAGCCAUUUGCUCCGUGGUUGCUCUUUCAGAGAGCGCCGUCACCAAGAACACAAGAGACCAAAUUCGGGCACUUAUGGAGAAGGACCCGACUACUCAAUAUUUGGUCGACCUCAUCAAGCAGGGUAAAACUCGACAGUUCUGGCUCGAUGGAGAGUUAGUGAAGAGAAAAGGAGACCGCCUAUAUCAAGAUAAGUUAGAUCAUCAGAAAAAUGCGGGCUUGCUGGAGCCCCUUUCCAUCCCAACCCAGCCAUUCGAAAGUGUAUCGAUGGACUACAUUAUUGAGUUGUCAAAAGUUGAGGGUUUUAGCACUAUCAUCAUCAUGGUGAACCGUCUAUCAAAAUACGUAACUUUCAUUGCAGCACCUAAGUACGUAUCCGCAGAAAAACAACUCAUCUCUUCUUCAAACAUAUUGUCAAAUACUGGGGAUUGCCUAAAGAUAUCGUCAGUGAUCGAGAUCCUCGUUUCACUGAAAAACUGGGUAAAACUUUUGGAUGCGGCUCAGAUUUGCUUCAAUGUCCAAAAGAGCUCUUCCACCAAUAAGAAUCAUUUUGAGAUUGUUACUGGCCAGCAAUCGCUACUCCCUCAUACAAUGGAUAUCGAACGAAGUACCAAAUCUCCUCAAGCGAAGAACUUUUCUCAAGAGUGGAAACGAAAUAUUGAAAUUGCUCGGAGUUAUCUUGGAAAAGCUCAAAAACGGUAUAAAAAGUCUGCAGAUCUAAAGCGUCGUUUCAUUGAAUUUAAUAUUGAAAAUCUGGUCCUUCAUGUUAGUGUACUGAAACCAUACUUUGCAGAUAAGGAGAACGCAUCUAGAAAUGAGUCAAAGCGACCUGUGUUUGAACUGAGGAAAGUUGGAAAGAAAGUUGCUGAAACUAUUCUUGACCAUCGAAUCACUCGAGUUUCUAGAAAAUAUCAUCAAGAGUACUUGGUUAAAUGGAUUGGAUGCAACAGCGAGGAGAAUACUUGGGAAAGAGAAAAUGAUCUUGGAGCCUUCAAACCAUUAAUUGAAACAUAUCAUACAUUGAUGUACUUCAAAGAACUUGAACUAGCAAUCAAAGGUAUAUUAUUCGCUCAGAAUUUAGGUGACUUGUUUGAUAAUCGAGUAGCGUUUAAUUUCGAGCGGUCACAAAUGAAUCAUCUACGCGGUCUCAUUCAAUCCACGGCACCAAACAUAAUAGCGGACUUGACUCAAAUCUUUCAUUUGUGCACCCACGGUUACAAAUUUUUCAAAAAUUCUCGCUUGGAAUCCAAAUGGAUGGUUUCCUUUAGUUUUUCUAGCGUUACCGCCACCGCCACUGUUGGUGGUUCUAGUGAAUGA
This is a messenger RNA of Olea europaea var. sylvestris, 2088 nucleotides long. RefSeq lists its product as uncharacterized. The coding region runs from base 1 to 2088 and encodes 695 amino acids. Lineage: Eukaryota; Viridiplantae; Streptophyta; Magnoliopsida; Lamiales; Oleaceae. The record is from RefSeq and is a predicted model, not a curated record. The transcript has 7 exons.